GUUAGCAUUUGCAAAUAUUUGGUGUCGGAUUCGAAACCAAAAUUUGCGUCUGGUGAAGAAUGCAAAGCUCAAAUAAAGUGUACAGAUUUUUCGUCUACAUUUGACCAUGUUGCGUGUUGCUUAGUAAGCAUAAAAUCUAGUUGUCUAUUACUAGGGCUAAGUAGGGAGAAGUGACGUAAGUAAUCAACCCGUCGGCAUACCUUUUUUUCAUUGGAUAACAUUUUAUACAUAGAACCAGUUCCUUAAAUGAACUAUUUUAUCAUUUAAUCCAGUUUAUUCAUAUUUUAAAUGUAAUUAAUUAAGGACGCAGUUCAUCUGUAUUCCCAGGAAUAAGAAUCCUUUUUUACACAUGUUUCUAUGAAACACUAGUUUACACAUGUUUCUAAGGAACCCUAGUUUAGACAUGUUUCUAAGGAACACUACUUUAGACAUGUUUUUAAGGAACACUACUUUAGACGGGUUUCCAAGUUGCCAUCCAAGGUUAACGAGUCACAUCUACCCGGGGUACUGGUGAUGUUUUUGCUUGACAGGGCUUUGGUGGGAUUUGAACUCCAGACGAUCAACUAAGACUUGAUAUUUGCUCAAUUUAGACCACUCGGCCAGUCCCUAAAAUAUUAUCAUUUAACUCUAAAAGGUGUCCCAUAUUUUAAUAAGCUAUAAGAAAACUAUUCAAAGAAGGGGAAUUUCUGAUUAGACGAAGUCUAAGAUAAGGAGACUCACGUUCCUGUAUGCUAUUUAACCUAACAUUUUAGAGAGUUUCAAAUAAACAUAUAGAGUGACACCCGAGGAACAAUAGCAGGAUAUUUUCUAAUGGAGACCCAAGACCCACAACCAAAUAGGCAUACUUUACAAUCUUCGCUUCAGUAUCUUAAAUGUGCUGAUUUCAUAGCACUGUUAGGGAAGAGUAGUAAAGACAUAGCAAAAGGGUUUAUUGAAUAUAAAACGCACAACUACAAGCCGGGCUGAGAGUAAACAACCAAGUAAGAAUACAUGGCUAUGAGAAGCGAAGAACAAACAGACAGAUGAAGCCAUGAAAAUUAGAAACCACACGUUUGAAAAAGUAAAUCAAUUCAAAUACCUAGGAUCGUCAUUAAAUGAAAGAAACGAAUUUCUAACAGAAAUAAAGUAUAGAACAUCAGCCGGGAACAUGGCACACUUCGGUGGUCAGAAAAUACUCAAAAGUAAAAAAAAAACAUUACAAGAAAAACCAAGAAAACUAUUUAUUAAUCUGUAAUCAGACCAGUUUUAACACAUGCAAGUGAAACGGCAAAUGCCUUCCUCCUUUUAGCAUUAAAACCAGUUAAAAUGACUUCAUUAAACAUAUCGUCGAGGCACAGCUCUUACUUUCAAUUGGUAUCUAUCUGGUGUUUUUUUUUUUUUUUCAUAGGAAUGUUUUCAUUAUCAAAUUAAUGUUGGGUAUUUGCGUUUUAAUUGGUUAAUGUAUAUAAUAAUUUUUUUUUUAAAUAUUCACAGUUCAAAUUAAAGGAGACAGAACUAUUUGAGAAUACAAUAUCAACGUAAGCUAUGGCAGAAGCGUUAAACAGUGAAACAUUUGAAACGGUCGCAACACCGAAAAUUAAAGCAAAAAUCGAAGAUGAGAAAGUCUUGAAGAAGUUAUUCAAAGAAUUGAAAUUGAAGUCACCAUCUGAAGAACUGUUGAAGCGUUUCCCCUAUAUUAGGAAAAGUAUGGACUUUUAAACCUUCGAUACCAAUGUCGUGUACAUUUAUAAUCCUAAUAUAUAUGAACCAGAAUGUCGUGAAAUAUUCUACUGGCAUUCGGUUUUCCCGAUUCGCCUUUAACAUUUCAAACCUGUUCCAAUAGGAGCAUCCCAUAUCUAAAGACGUCACCUAUAAAAACUACAAAGCAAGAGCUACACAUUUAAUCUCAACCCUAAAUACACUCACUAGCAAAUCCCUAUACAGAGAUUUCUCAUUGCCAAAAACGUCACAAAUUCAAACUGAAUAGCAGCAUCAACACAAUUAAUCUCUACACCCAAUACGCUCACUAAAAAUCACUAUGUUUAUGACAGACACACAACUCACGGCGUUUAUAUAUAUGGACAUAUUGCUAACUCUGUAAUGUUGAACAUAUUUGUUGAAUAAUCAUGAGCAGUAUAAUUGUCUUUGAUUGCAUAAAACGAUUUACCUUUGAUAAAGGUUUAGCAAUUAAAAAUUUAAGUUCAACAUUAAUUUGAAUAAAAAUGUGUAAAAUAACUUAAAACGGAUUUUUUAAUAAAAAAUUGAGUUUUGUUCCACAAUAAUUUUAAUCUGUGUUACCCACUUUGGUUGAGUAUUAUUACUUUAUAUAUUCUCAGACCCAUGUAUCAGGAGGAUUAUGGUUGCUGUCCAUGAACUUCAAUACAAGGUAAUAUAUAUGUUAACUACAAACGAAUAUAUUUAAAAUAUAUUUUUUGUAACAUUAUUUGAAUUAUAAGGUAAUAUUUUCUUAAAAGUAAACUAGCGUGUUAAAUAAAGGGUAAGAAUAUGCUGCAAAAAAAAAAAAUAAAUAAAAUAAACAGCAACAACGACAAACAAAUUGAAAUAAGACUGUUACUCGCGUCUUAAGCCAUUUAAGAAACACUCUCCUUGUUAAACAACAUACGUAGAUGAAACGGUGUUAGAGAAAGUUUAAUGCGUUAAUAUUUACCCGCAUUUGCGAAAACUCGCGUGUGUAUCUUCCGGUCCUAUUUUAACUGUAAACAUUUAACACAGCUAAAUCCAGGAUCCAUCAUCUAAAAAACUCAUUUUAACGUGUGCUACUUAAUAGUGUUUUUUACGUAUUUGUAACCUAAAAAAAAUAAAGGCCAUUUCACACGCCCUUGAAAGGUAUAUACCUUAGAAAAUGUUAAAUCAGACGUUCCACUUUGAUCAUAACUGUAUCCGAAAGGCCUUGGCCGACAUGUUUAUACAUUUGUUGCAACAAAAUUUAAUAGAUUAAGGAUUGCGAAAUAUGUGCAGUUUAAUAAUAUAUCUUCCUGUGCAUAAAUUUGAAGGAUAUCUAUGAAAGGAAGCAUUUUCUGAUAUAUUUAUAUAUAUAUAUCUGUAAUUUGACUGUUACGCCACUUUCUUAUUGUUAACGGGAAACGUGGAACUGUUCUAGUUAUUGUAUUUUAUUUCUUGCCCCGAGGACUCAGUUGUUUCCCUUUCAUUAUUAGACUUAUAUUAAAUUGAAGUAAUACAACGCAAAUUAAAUCGAUCCAAAAGGAAUUCAAAUGAUCUUUUUGACUCCAUUUGUUAAAUAUUUGAUUCAUAUAUUGAGAGGAAUUUGACGCUGACAUAUUUUAGGAGAUGUACUCACGUAUUUUUCAAAGUUUCGGUAUAAUUAUUGUCUUCUGAUUGGUUGCGACGUCUUUUCAUAGAUUUCUGUUACGACUGUUAUCAAAAAAAAAAUUGUGAUCGUGCCCUUUUUUCCUUUACUUUUUUUUUUUUUUACAGUUAACAAAGCUAAGUGUGUGUGGUUGCACGGAUUGCACUUUCUGUAAAUAUCAUGUUGAGAUGAUGCUGGAGGAGAAAUACGAUGAUCCACCUACGACCCCAGAUACGACGAUAUAUUACACCCCUAAUGCGACCCCAGUGAAGAACACGGGUACGACCUCUGUUAAGGCCCCAGAUACGACCCAAGCUAUGACCAAAGACGAAAGUCCUCAAGCAGCGACUACAGCUUGUGAGGCAGUCAAUGUAGUGUUUUUGCUGUAUUGUAUUAAUUGUGACGAAGUUUUACUUGGUUUCACAAGUGAAAAGCUUGAAUUCUUUGCAGAUCUCAGUUUUGGAUUUCACAGGGACGAAAAAUGUGAACGUGGCAAAAGUCAUGAGAAAAAAUAUGUCAGGUGCAUGAUGAUAGAUGAAACUAAUCAAGAAAAAUCUUCUGAAGAUGAAAAUAAUCCAAACAAAUCUUCUGAAGAUGAAAAUAAUCCAAACAAAUCUUCUGAAGAUGAAAAUAAUCCAAACAAAUCUUCUGAAGAUGAAAAUAAUCCAAACAAAUCUUCUGAAGAUGAAAAUAAUCCAAACAAAUCUUCUGAAGAUGAAAAUAAUCCAAACAAAUCAUCUGAAGAUGAAAAUAAUCCAAACAAAUCUUCUGAAGAUGAAAAUAAUCCAAACAAAUCUUCUGAAGAUGAAACUAAACGAAAUGAGAUACUAUCUUGUAUACAAAAUCAAAAUAAUGACCAGGUGUUAAUAGGAAUAUUAAAGAAUCGAGAGGUUUGUCAUUUCUCUUCAAUUCAAAAAGAUACAUUGUCAGAUGAUGUCAACAAUACAUUAUCAGUUUGGGAUACGUAUUUACAAACAAACAAAAAAUAUUUAAUAGUGAAAAAAUAUAACGAAAGUUAUAAAGAAGAGGAAGAAAAGUAUUCUAGUACGCCCAUUCCUGAAUUGGACAACUGGGGACUGUAUAGGUGUUACCAUCACAUCCCAAUUUCUAACAUAAAAGGGCUUGGUACGAGAGCCCGCACAUUUUCUUACAAAUCUGAAACUAUCGUGUAUUUGAAGAUAUGCUAUAAUUGUAACAUAAAAUACGUGGGAAAAACUGACAAAUCGAUCCUUGUUAGAUAUAGAAAAGCUUUAUCUUCUGAAUGCACAACUUCAGUCGAGCAACAUUUCGACGGUGAACACGAGUGCACUUUUAGGGACUACCGGUGGACAGUGAUGGAUGCACUGAGUGACGAUCAGAUCUAUCUGCUAGACAAGUGGAGAUACGUCUUUAACAGAUGUGAACUUGAUGUCCAGAAAAAAAUAUGGGAACAGAUGAAUUGCGAUGUUAACUCAGUGAAUAAAGACUUGUUAGAAAUUGUGUGGCAGAAAAACUCUAUUGGGGAAAUAAUAGAACGAAUCAAAGAGAUAGAACCAAUCAAAGAGAUGGAACUAAUCAAAGCGAUGGAACUAUUAAUACCCUCUUCACAAAAUGACACCAUGAACGAGUUGGAUAGGAAAUUGGAACAUUCGAAUUCUUCAAAUGAUGACGUAGAAACUUUCUUGAGAAAUGAAAAUGAAAAAUGGAUUGAAAAAACCAAGGCUUUAUAUCUUGAAGAGUGGGGGGAAUACUGGAUGACAGAAUUACAAACCCGUGAAAAUGGUCUGAAUGUCAUUAACAGUUCAAAAUGUAAGGAUACUUGUCCACAUUUUUAUAUUGAGUUUUUUAAAAGUUUGCCAAAUAAUGACGUAGAAAUUCCGAUUACAGAUAAUGUCAUUUAAACUACAUAUAUAAAAGUACUCUAAAAAUGAGUGUCAUGUUUUUCAUGUUUCACUUGUCUCAAACUCAGUAUGCACUCACUAAGAUUAAUAUUAUGAUUGUUCCUAUCGCAUAAAUGUCACGGCAGCGGUUGUUCAGGUUGGAAGCACUG
Molecule: messenger RNA, 5336 nt
Organism: Lymnaea stagnalis (great pond snail)
Lineage: Eukaryota; Metazoa; Mollusca; Gastropoda; Lymnaeidae
Source: the annotation of a GenBank genome assembly